This is a messenger RNA of Scheffersomyces coipomensis, 856 nucleotides long. RefSeq lists its product as uncharacterized. Bases 92 to 412 code for a protein of 106 amino acids. The record is from RefSeq and is a predicted model, not a curated record. The transcript has a single exon. Lineage: Eukaryota; Fungi; Ascomycota; Pichiomycetes; Serinales; Debaryomycetaceae.
AAGUGCGGGUAAAAAUCAUUUACAACAAACAUCAAAUAACCAAAUGGUUUAACGACAAGAUUAUAAACCAUUUGACUUCUAUACGAUAAUCAUGUCAGAUGAUAAGACUGAUGAGAAAACGAUAAAGAAAAUUGGAUUAUUUAGUACCAAGAAUCCCAUAAUACGAUCAAUUGUUAUAGUGUCCUUAAUUACUAUACUCAUAACUAAAUAUGAUUUGAUCAAUUACUUGAUGGAUCCAAGUAUCUGGAAACAUUAUUCAUCCACGGCAUCAGAAAACCCAAUUACAAAUCAUAUAUUCAGCGAAUUCCAAUCUGAUCCUAAUGAAAGGUUUCAUAUUCAUGAUACUUUUAAAUAUGGUUGGAUAGCAAUCGUUUCAUUCAUUAUAAUCAUGUCACUACUGAUGGUCCUAUGAUCUACGUUGGCGAAAAUGUAAAGAUAAGAAUUUAUAUUAAACAUAAAUCAAACUGCUAGUUAUUAAUAGAAAAUAAGAAAAUAAACGUGUUAAAUAAAGCUAUGACAGAUGGUCAGGUUCAGUCUUAUUCCAAUCAUCUCUGACUGGUCCAGAACAAUAAGCAGGAAAUCGACAUAAAGGGUGAACUGGUUGUGGUUCUAAUGAUUCUUCAGGGCUUCUCAUAGUGGUAUGUUUCGUGGGUGUUGCGUUGGGUACUGUCCAGUGAUUGUCAGUUAUGCUAGCUUCAGGAGUAGGGGGUAAUGUAACAGCAUUUGCUGUGGUGAUAAAAGCAGCAGCAAUAAGUAAAAGACCUUGGAAUUUCAUUCUUGUUUAUUUGGUUAAAGCGAGAAGAAGAAAAGAAAAGUAGGAUUAUUCUUAAAGAUAAUUUGGUUUGCUACUUUAUAU